AUCUUGGUCAGACUGGUUUCAAACUCCUGACCUCAAGUGAUCUGCCCUUCUCAGCCUCCCAAAGUGUUGGGAUUACAGGCAUGAGCCACCGCGCCUGGCCCUCACAUCAAUUAUUGUUGGUUUAUAUCCACUGGGCUUUUUGGACCUCCCCACUAGAGUGUCUGACUCCAUGUGAAUAUGGAACUGGCACCUGGAAGAGCACAUGGUGUUUAAAAAGUGUUGCUUCUCCUGUACCAUCCUCACCAUCCUUGGUGAGGGUGAUAUGGGGCGGGGUUGCUGAACUAGGAGGGUCCCGUGUGGGGUGGUGGGGUCAGAGGUGGGGGAAUAAACUGGACAGAUUGUGGCACCCAAGGGCAGAAGGAAGCUUUAGUGUCUGAAGGAAUUUGGAGGAAAUGCAGAUUCCUGGGCCCACCCCCAGGGUUUCUGCUCAUGUAUGGUUGGGACCCGACCUAGGAAGCUGCAUUUUCAGAAGCACUUGUGGUAAGGAUUAUGUUCCCUGGCCAUCACUGUGGGAAACACUGUUAGCUGGUGCGGAGUUUGCUGGGGCCACUGUGGUGAUUGAGACACCUCCUGGCCCAGCCUGGGAGUCAGGGAGGGCUUCCUGCAGUGCAGGAGAGGGGACUGGAGCUGAGACCUGGAGGAGGACAGGGAAUGAGCUGAGGGGAGAAAACCUUGGCUGUAUCCCCAGUGCCUAGAACCCCAUUUCCUGGCAUCUCCCAUUAAAUUCACAAGCAGUCCCUGAAGAUACAAGAUGGAUUAAAAUGGCUCUGCCCCUCACGGGCUCCUGGUCUGUCACAUAAUCAACAGAUCACACAGAUGGUAACAGGGAGUGCCAGACACUGUUUGAAGCACCUUAUAUACAUUAGUUUAAUUCCACAGCAACCCUGUAAGGUAGGAGCGCUUAUUAUCCCACUUUACUGAUGGGGGAAGACCCAGAGAGGGCAAGUGCUUUGCCCAAGGACACACGAAGGAUAAAGGCAGCUGGAAUCUGAACGCAGAAGUACCCAGUGUGCAGCAUGUGCUAUGCUUAAGGUGUGAGGCCGCAUUUGGGUUAGUUCUGGGAGGAAACAGGAGGUGGUCAGGGAAGGGCAGCUGGGUAAGGGGAAGGAGGACGAAUGUUUCUGUCCUUCUUUGUGGGAUCCUAGACAAGCCUCAGUUUUAUCCUCUGUAUAAUGGGGAUGGUCAUAAUACCCAGCAGAGAGCAGAAUUUAGGGUGAGUCAUUCAUUGGGUUAGUAAGUGUGCAUGGUUCUUAUCUAAGGCAAAACGCCUUUGAGAGACAGAGGGAGAGGGAGUCUGGAUGCCCCAGGGGGAACUGGGGUGCCGCAGUGCACUCUGUAGAGAUUUCAUUGCUUGGUUCCCCAGAGGGCUUUUCUGUCUCUACAUUCCAUGAGGACAAUGUGGAAGGCUUUGGUCUGUAUUCUGGGGCAGUGAAGGGGGAGUUCUAUCCAGCCUCAAUUCACCCAUGUGGUGGGGAGGUGAGGUCAGAAUGGGAUCGGGAAGGGGGUCAUCAAGGCCAGGCCACGUGUGUGAAUGUGGGGCCGAGGUCUGCUGCAGGGGAGAGCCCAGCUAGGGUAUGGCUGGGCUGGAAUAUGUGUUGGUGGUGGUGGGGAGCUGCAGAGUGUGGGGAAACAGCCAUCAGGUGGGGGCUGCCAAGGGCAGUGAUUUGCCCAUGUCUGGUAUGGGAGGUAGUGAUGUAAAUUUGUCUUUGGUGAGCGCAGCGUGGAGAGUUUUCAGCUCCGGCCCCGGGGUAAGAGCUGUGAAAUCUGUGAGCUAUCCGGGGAGAGCCAUUUGGAAGGUGGAGCCAGGGGUGGUGAUGUAACACUGGAGAGGAAAGGGGUCAUCCUAGUGAAUGAUGAGAGGGAGAGAACUGGGGGCUGAAACACUCAGUUGAAGUGUGCCGGCGCCGUGAUGUCAUGAGGCCCGAGAACUGGGUCAGGUGUGUGGGCCAGGAUGGGGCCUGGGGGGCAGCCGCACAGUGCUCGCAGGGAUGGGGUGGUGACGUCAUGGGUUGGUGAGGGCGGGGCCUCGAAGGCACCGCUGGGAUGCGUGAGGUCAGGAAGGAGGCAGAGGCUGAGAAGAGGAGCUAGCUGGGAGAGGCUCAGGACUGGAAUGAAAUCAGCCACCAGGAUGAGCCACUGGUCAUUCCGAAGCAAGGAUGGAGGAUGCAGCAACCUUGACCAUGGACCAGCCGGCCGGCCUGCAGGUGGACUACGUCUUCCGGGGUGUGGAGCAUGCCGUGCGGGUGAUGGUUUCUGGGCAGGUGCUGGAGCUGGAGGUGGAGGACCGGAUGACGGCUGACCAGUGGCGGGGCGAGUUCGAUGCUGGCUUCAUUGAAGAUUUGACUCACAAGACAGGGAACUUCAAACAAUUCAACAUCUUCUGUCAUAUGCUGGAGUCAGCCCUCACUCAGAGUAGUGAGUCAGUCACUCUGGACCUGCUGACCUACACAGACCUGGAGUCCCUGCGGAACCGCAAGAUGGGGGGCCGCCCAGGCUCCUUGGCCCCCAGAUCGGCCCAGCUCAACUCCAAGCGCUACCUGAUCCUCAUCUACUCUGUGGAGUUUGACAGGAUUCACUACCCGCUGCCCCUCCCGUACCAGGGCAAGCCAGACCCCGUGGUUCUGCAGGGCAUCAUCCGGUCACUGAAGGAGGAACUGGGCCGCCUGCAAGGGCUGGACGGCCAGAACACUCGGGACACCCGGGAGAGUGAGAUCUGGCGCCUGCGGGAGCAGGUGUCGCGCCUGGCGUCUGAGAAGCGGGAGCUGGAGGUGCAGCUGGGCCGAUCGCGCGAGGAGGCGCUGGCCGGGCGCGCGGCGCGCCAGGAGGCCGAGGCGCUGCGCGGGCUGGUGCGCGGGUUGGAGCUGGAGCUGCGGCAGGAGCGUGGGCUCGGGCACAGGGUGGCCGGCCGUCGCGGCCAGGAUUGUCGCCGUCUGGCCAAGGAGCUCGAGGAGGCGAAGGCAUCGGAGCGGAGCCUGCGCGCCCGGCUGAAGACGCUGACCAGCGAGCUGGCAUUGUACAAGAGGGGGAGGCGGACUCCGCCGGUGCAGCCGUCCCCGGCGCGGGAGGACCGGGCCUCAUCGUCCCGGGAGCGCUCCACGUCGCGAGGCCGCGGCGCCGCGCGCUCCUCAUCCCGGGAGAGCGGCCGCGGAAGCCGGGGUCGGGGCCGCCCUGCGCGCCCCUCGCCCUCGCCCACAGGUGGUCGCGCGCUCCGCUUCGACCCCACGGCCUUUGUGAAAGCCAAGGAAAGGAAGCAGAGAGAGAUCAAGAUGAAGUCAGUGCCCCUUUCUCCCUCACCUGCCCCUGUCCCUGGCCCUUGCCCGCUCCCGGGCGCUCAUCUCUCCACGCCACCAUCAGUCCCCAUCUCCUUCCACCUGCUCGCUUCUCGCCGGAUACCCCGCCUGCUUUGCCGGCUCCGCCUGCUGUGCCUUCCGUCCGUCCCACCUCCUCGUCUGUGUUUCUGCAUGCUUUCCGCGCCUAGGCUCGUCACCUUGGGCGGUUGCCGGCGUGGCUGUGACCUUUUGGGGCGCAGCGACACCCUUGCCCGCAGGAGUUGGGCGUACAGGCCAGUGUCUCCUUUCUUUUUUCCCAGGCAGCAGCAGCGGAACCGAUUAGGCAGUGGGGGAAGCGGGGACGGUCCGUCCGUCUCCUGGUCUCGCCAGACACGGGCCCCUGCUGUCGUGACUGGCCGAGGGGACGCCCCUAACCGCUCCCGAAACCGCAGCUCCUCAGGGAAAUUGGGUGAUGGAGCCUGGGGGCCGCCACAAAGGUCGGGGAGGUGGGAAUACUGGAGCCUCCGCACCACUGGUUCUUGGUUACUCCUUUUUCUCAGGGGUCACCGCCGCCGUGGGAAGCCUCCCGGCCCAACGCCCUGGAGUGGGUCCAAUACGAAGUCCACCCCCGUGGAACGCAGCCACCAGAAAUCUCUGACCAACUCUGGGGGCUGGGUGCCCAUCAAAGAGUACAGCUCGGACCACCAGGCGGCUGACAUGGCCGAAAUAGACGCACGCCUGAAGGCCUUGCAGGAGUACAUGAACCGACUGGAUAUGCGGUCAUGAUGUGGAGAAGGGGUACUGCCCCUCCAUUCCCCACCCACUUGCUGGGUAUGGCGUGGGGGGUGGGGCCAGGGUAGCCUCCAGCCCUGCCCAGGCCCUGCCCUGGCCCCACCCUGGCCCCACCCCUCCUGCUGUCUCUGUGGUCUCAGGUGUGUGAGGCUCUGACCCUGCCCUCUCCCCAGGCAGUGCAUGCUGGGAAGGAGGAUGUGUGCAUUUUGUAAAUAAACAUAUUUGCCCUGGGGGCCCCUCA
Macaca mulatta (Rhesus monkey) is the source of this 4302-nucleotide messenger RNA. The record is from RefSeq and is a predicted model, not a curated record. NCBI's taxonomy places the organism in Eukaryota, Metazoa, Chordata, Mammalia, Primates, Cercopithecidae.